Eriocheir sinensis (Chinese mitten crab) is the source of this 1517-nucleotide messenger RNA. RefSeq lists its product as uncharacterized. The record is from RefSeq and is a predicted model, not a curated record. Bases 165 to 644 code for a protein of 159 amino acids. The transcript has 5 exons. Lineage: Eukaryota; Metazoa; Arthropoda; Malacostraca; Decapoda; Varunidae. Gene Ontology annotation, molecular function: protein binding.
CUGCAGCCGUCGUCGUAGGGAGCAGAUGUGUUGCGCUGUGUGUCUCGUGGAAAACAGCAACAGUGAGAAGUGUGAUGGUGUUGCCUUAGUGUUGCGAGUGUUGCCGUGUGUGUGAAGGUCGCCUGCAGCCUGUGGGGGCGUCAGAGCCGGCGCGUGGGAUCGAUAUGUCCUCCCACUCGCCUGAUGACACGGAAGACUUCCCCGGCCGGCUGCUGCACCAGGCUGCUCUAUGGGACAACGCGGAGCUCCUUGAGGACCUGCUGAACGGGGACCAAUUGGCUCACCUGGAUUGCCGGGAUGCCUGGGGUAGGACGCCCCUGCACGCCGCGGCCACCACCGAGUCCUCCCGCUGCCUCAGGAUACUUCUACAGGCCGGGGCGGACGUCAACCUCGCAUCGGGACCUCGGGCUGAAGGCAGGACGUGCCUCCACCUCGCCUCCGAGCACGGGGCGGUGGAGAACAUCCGCCUCCUUCUGGACCACGGCGCCGACCUGCUGGCCAAGGACGCGAACGGCAUGACGGCGCUGGACUUGGCAGAACACGGCGAGCAUGAACAGUGCAUGGCGGUGCUCAAGGGCGCGGCAGGUAUGUACGGUCGAGAAAGUUUCCUGUUCCGUGAGUACAUUAUCAUAGUUCCCCUUUAAAACCUUUUGUUGUGGUUACCCCUCAAAAGGUUUUCUCUGACGCGUGUGCUCCGUUUUCUUCUUUAUGUAUUUUUAAGGGUGUCUUGUAUUUUUUUAAGUUGGUGGGUGGGUGAGGAUGGGGGUCUGUAUGCAUAACUAAAGGAAAUGUUGAGAAAGAAAGCAGGAAGGAAGAAUUGAGAAUAUAGGGAAGGAAAGAAGGGAUAAAGGAGGGAGGGAGGAAAGAAAGGCAUUGAAUAAAGAUAUAGUAAAAGGAAGGAAAAAGAAUUAAGGAAAAAGAGAAAGAAAGAAUUGAGGGAAGAAAGGAAGCAAGAAGGGAGAAAGGGAAGGAGGGAGUUGAGAAAAUAUAUACAAUAAAGGAAAAAGAAAUAAAAAACAACAACAGGAGAAUGAAUGAAGGAAGCAAUGAUGGAAGAAUGAAGGAGGGAGGAAAGGAAGAUGAAAAAUAUACGAGGGAGGUAGAAAGAACAGAAGAGGAGAAGAAGAAAGGAACGAAGAAAGAAAAUGUGGAGAGAUGAAAGGAAAGACUGAAGAAAAUAUAAUAAAGAAUUUGAAGGAUGUAAAAUGAAAUACAAAAAAGUGAAAAGAGGAACGAAGGAAGGAAAAAAAGGAAGAAGGGAGAAAAAAAGGAAGUACAGAGGACGAGAGAAAAGGAAAUAUAAAAUAAGUACAUUGAAAAAAAUAAAAAAGUCAAUGAAGAGCAGAAGAAGAGAAGGAGGAGGAGGAGAAAAAGAAGGAAGAAGGAAAGAAAGGAAAAUAAUGAAAGAAGGAAUUAAGUAAAAAAAAAAGUGUACUGAAUGAGGUUAGUUAAGUAAGUUGUUGGUGGUGGUGAUGGUAGUGGUGGUGGUGGUAGUGAUGUUUAUGGUGAUGAUGGUG